CCUCUCGCGACUCAUACAUUUGCUUGUGAUCACUUUCUCAAAGAGCGACUCGAAAGCUCACUAGGCGCAUGCCUCGUUGCUCUUCAAAUCCGGCUCUUGCUGGCAGCCAAUCCUCCAUCUCACAAACAUGUCGGCCAAACCUGUCAUCGGUCUGCUCGGAGGUGGCCAGCUUGGCCGCAUGCUCUGCGAAGCGGCCAACAUCCUAGACUUUUCUGUCGCAAUCCUCGACGAGGAAAAGUGCCCCGCCAAGCAGGUGCACCAGAACGACCUGCACAUCACCGGCUCGUUCAAGGACCCGGAGAAGAUCAAGCAGCUGGCUGCUCGUUGCGAUGUCCUCACCGUCGAGAUUGAGCACGUCGAGACCACCAUCCUCGAAGAGAUUGCGACCAAGGGCGUGGAGGUCCCCUCACCAGAUGGCAACGGCACAGUCCUGAAGAAGGUGCCCGUUCACCCAUCCUGGAAGACAAUUCGCCUUAUUCAGGACAAGUACCAGCAGAAGGAAUACUUUGCCAAGCAGGGCAUCCCUGUCGCUGAGCAGGUCGCCAUCGCCGAGGGCAGCGAGCGGCUCUCCUCGCUCCGUGCCGCCGGUGACAAGUUCGGCUACCCGUUCAUGCUCAAGGGCGCCAAGGGUUCCUACGAUGGCCGUGGCAACUACAAGAUUGACGGCCCAUCCGAUCUCGAGACGGCUUCGAGCCAGAUGGGUGAUCAGCCACUGUACGCCGAGAAGUGGGUGCCCUUCGAGAUGGAGCUUGCAGUCAUGGUCAUGCGCACUGAGGACAGCGAGGGCAACUUCAAGGCCGUCCAUCCUUACCCUGUCAUCGAGACCAUCCACGAGGACAGCAUCUGCACCAAGGUCCUCUACCCACCGAGAAAGGUGUCCGAUGAAAUCAAGAAGCAGGCUCAGAAGAUUGCCUCCGACGUCAUCGCCAGCCUCUGGGGUCGCGGUGUCUUUGCGGUGGAAAUGUUCCUGACCAAAGACGGCCGCAUCCUGGUUAACGAGGUUGCGCCACGACCUCACAACUCAGGCCACUACACAAUCGAGGCGGUUCCGCAGAUGUCCCAGUUCAAGGCACAGAUCUACUCGAUCCUGGAUCUUGUGCCACGCAAAGGUAUCAGCCUGAGCCCGCGAGUGUCAUCUGCAAUCAUGCUCAACAUCCUUGGCGGCGCCAAGGAGGACUCCCACGACAGAUUUGUCAAGCUUGCCGAGGGCAGUUCCGACGCGUUCACAGAUGUCUAUGUCCACCUGUACGGCAAGGCUUCCAAACCGGGCCGCAAGAUCGGACACAUCACAGCGACAGGUUUCUCGUCGGUCGACCAGCUGGCCAGCACGGUCAGCCCACUCAUCAAGUGCAUGGACGAGAUCAGGUUAGAGCGGAUAGGCUCUUCCGCCAAGGCGACACCGGCAGCCACACCAAAGGUGCUGCCGUUGGUGGCCAUGACCAUGGGCUCGGACUCCGACCUUGCCGUGAUGAGUGCCGGCCUCAAGAUCCUCGACGAGUUCUCCGUGCCCUACGUGGUCCGCAUCACAUCCGCCCACCGGACGCCACACCUGAUGAUGAAGUUCGCGGCCGAGAUGUCUGCAUCGACAUGCAAGGUCAUCAUCGCUGGCGCAGGUGGCGCAGCGCACCUUCCGGGCAUGCUCGCCUCGGAGACACACCUGCCCGUCAUCGGCGUGCCCAUCAAGGCCUCGGUUCUCGACGGCGUGGACAGUCUCUACAGCAUUGUGCAGAUGCCACGGGGCAUUCCCUGCGCGACCAUGGGCAUUGGGAACUCGACCAACGCCGCCUUGCUCGCGAUUCGCAUACUCGGCAACACUUAUCCCGAGUAUGCGGAGCGGAUGAAGGAGUACCAGGCAAAGAUGGCGGCCGAGGUGUACGCCAAGGACGAGAAACUGGGCGAGGUCGGAUUCCAGCAGUAUCUUGCGGGCAUGCAGAAGAAGUAAGGCUCUGCGUAAAAUGACGAACGCUUUGGUUCAAAGGUCCACAAUGCUCGAGAUCUAAAGGCACAUAAACUGAGGUGGUUAUCGGGAAGGCUUCGUGCAAGGGUCGGCGAACCUAAGGAGCGAGGUUUUGGUGGCAGGAUUAUUCGAGUACACCUGAAAAAGACACUACUUUCUAGCCCUAUGAA
This is a messenger RNA of Microdochium trichocladiopsis, 2127 nucleotides long. RefSeq lists its product as uncharacterized. NCBI's taxonomy places the organism in Eukaryota, Fungi, Ascomycota, Sordariomycetes, Xylariales, Microdochiaceae. Gene Ontology annotation, biological process: 'de novo' IMP biosynthetic process. The transcript has a single exon. Gene Ontology annotation, molecular function: phosphoribosylaminoimidazole carboxylase activity; ATP binding; metal ion binding. Bases 128 to 1942 code for a protein of 604 amino acids. The record is from RefSeq and is a predicted model, not a curated record.